CGCCGCUCAGCAUGCAGAAGGACGCCUCCCCGCACGGCUUCCGGCCGGGCUUCCAGCACUUCGCCACGCAGGCCAUCCACGAGGGCCAGGAGCCGGAGCAGUGGAGCUCGCGGGCCGUGGUGCCCCCCAUCUCGCUGGGUUUUGAAUAUAGCCGUUCCGGAAAUCCCACUAGGAAUUGCUUGGAAAAAGCAGUGGCGGCCCUGGAUGGGGCUAAGUACAGUAUGGCUUUUGCUUCAGGUUUAGCAGCCACUGUUACUAUUAGCCAUCUUUUAAAAGCAGGAGACCAAAUUAUUUGUAUGGAUGAUGUGUAUGGAGGUACAAACAGGUACUUCAGAGAGGUGGCAUCUAAAAUUGGAUUAAAGAUAUCUUUUGUUGAUUGUUCCAAAUCCAAAUUGCUAGAGGCAGCAAUUACACCAGCAACCAAGCUUGUUUGGAUUGAAACCCCCACAAAUCCGAAAUUGAAGAUAAUUGACAUUGAAGCCUGUGCACAGGCUGUUCAUAAGCAUGGAGACAUCAUUUUGGUCGUGGACAACACUUUUAUGUCAGCAUAUUUCCAGAGACCUUUAGCUCUGGGAGCUGAUAUUUGUAUGCAUUCUGCAACGAAAUACAUGAACGGCCACAGUGAUGUUGUAAUGGGUUUAGUAUCUGUUAAUUCUGAAAGUCUUCAUAAUAAGCUUCGUUUCUUGCAAAAUUCUCUUGGAGCAGUUCCAUCUCCUCUUGACUGCUUCCUCUGCAAUCGAGGUCUGAAGACUCUACAAGUCCGAAUGGAAAAGCAUUUCAAAAAUGGAAUGGCAGUUGCCCAAUUCCUAGAAUCUAAUCCUUGGGUAGAAAAGGUUAUUUAUCCUGGGCUGCCCUCUCAUCCGCAGCAUGAGUUGGCAAAGCGUCAGUGCACAGGCUGCACGGGGAUGAUCUCCUUUUACAUUAAGGGCACUCUUCAGCACGCUGAGACUUUCCUCAAGAACCUAAAGUUAUUUACUCUGGCUGAGAGCUUGGGAGGAUUCGAAAGUCUUGCUGAGCUUCCGGCAAUCAUGACACAUGCAUCGGUGCCUAAGAAUGAAAGAGACAUCCUUGGAAUUAGUGACACACUGAUUCGACUCUCUGUGGGCUUAGAGGAUGAAAAAGACUUACUGGAGGAUCUAGAUCAAGCUUUGAAGGCAGCGCAUUCUCCAAGUGGAAGUCACAACUAGUAUUCCAGAACUGCUAUUAGAAGCUGCUUUCUGAGAAAAUCAAAUCUUCUGAAUAAUUGAAUGGACCAUUAAUGAGCCUUUGUAAAAUUUUCAAGUGAGAAUUUUAAGGUGCCUUUCACACUGUAACCUUUCAGGGAUCUUCCCUGUUAAAAACAGUUUUCUGUGUAUCUUAUUAUAGUUGAUAGGUCAAUUCUGUUAAUAUCUUUUUGAUAACUUUGCUCUAUAUUUGGCUCUGAAGGAGGUGAGAUCAUGUUCUUUUUUUCAUAAUCUAAGAUUUAUUUUGAUCAUGUUUGCAAUAUAAUAGUAAGUUGUUUUCGAUGUCUUGUGAAGAAUUUAAAUUAUUAAAUGAAUGUUCUUAAAUCAAGUGUGAUCGUUGCAUGAUGUUGAAAAGAGCAUUGAAAGCAGUAGUUUACAUUUAAUUAUUGUAAGCCAAAAAUCAAAUACUUGAAAAUUCUACUGUGAGAUUCUACUGAGUUAAAGUUGUGCUUAAGAUUUUUUAAAAAAAUAAAUCUAAUUAUCAAAUGCA
Carlito syrichta (Philippine tarsier) is the source of this 1713-nucleotide messenger RNA. RefSeq names its product cystathionine gamma-lyase (gene CTH). The transcript has 12 exons. Gene Ontology annotation, biological process: transsulfuration. Gene Ontology annotation, molecular function: pyridoxal phosphate binding; cystathionine gamma-lyase activity. The record is from RefSeq and is a predicted model, not a curated record. NCBI's taxonomy places the organism in Eukaryota, Metazoa, Chordata, Mammalia, Primates, Tarsiidae. The coding region runs from base 12 to 1187 and encodes 391 amino acids. Gene Ontology annotation, cellular component: cytoplasm.